Molecule: messenger RNA, 1963 nt
Organism: Scheffersomyces stipitis CBS 6054
Lineage: Eukaryota; Fungi; Ascomycota; Pichiomycetes; Serinales; Debaryomycetaceae
Gene: YJQ3
Exons: 2
Coding region: 89-1963 (624 amino acids)
Biological process (GO): transmembrane transport
Cellular component (GO): membrane
Molecular function (GO): transmembrane transporter activity
Source: RefSeq, a predicted model, not a curated record
CUGGUCUGUUCCGUCUCUUGACUUCAUCGAUCUUCUGAUCCGGUUAUCUCGUCCAUUGAUCUGUUGAUCUGUUGAUCUGCUUUUUUCCAUGACUUCCAUGUCUUCCACCCCCUCGUCGGAGUUCGAAACGCUUUUACCGAAACCCAUAAAUAAAACUCCCAUCAACCCGAACAACUUGACCAACUUGGAAGAAGCCGUCAACAAUGCCUACGAAGCCAUAGUAGACGACGACGAUGACUACGAGAACUCCACCAAUGAGGAUAUAGUAUGGCUCCGUGAACAAAGAACACACAACAAGACUCUUCACUGGUUUAAGCGUCCCAGUGUGAUGAUGAUCUCCUUAAUCCCGUUCAUAUUCGCCUUUGGUAAUUCCUCUGCCGAGUCCACCAGACAAGUCAUCACCCUAAAACUCUGUUGCAACUACUUGAGCAAUGGUUCGGGCUCCUGCAAUCCAGCGGAGGCUCAGAUCUUGAUGUCCAACUUGCAAUUGGGGUACAGCAUCUCAUCAGGCAUCAUUAGUUUAAUAGCCCUGGGCAAAAUGGGUCCUUACUCAGAUAGGUACGGUAGAAAGUUGUUCAUCGUGCUAAUUCUCUUCUGCUUAGUCUUGGGAAGAUCUUCUCGUUUCCUAAUUAUGUACAACUUCGACUCCUUGAAGUUCGCCCUAAUGAUCCUCACAGAAAUCACAGCUAACAUCUGUGGUGGUAUCUUGACUUUGGUCACCCUAGCCAACUGCUAUAUCUCCGAUGUCGUAGAGCCUCACCAGAGAAUCUAUUCACUCGGCAUUAGUGUAGCCAGUAUGAUGGUCGGCUUGAGCGUGGGCCCUAUUGUAGGAAACUUCAUCUUGUCGUUUACAACUAAUGUGUCUCAGAAUAUCAUCGAUAUCAAUACCUCUAUCUCUCGCGAAGAAUUCAACCCUUUGAAAUUCGAGUUGGUUAUAUUCAUUUCAGGGUUGUUGUUUGCUGUUUUUGUCUUACCUGAGUCCAGAUCUGAACGUGCUAGAAGAAAAUCUCGCUCCAUGUCUCAGUCUCUGUUGGUUUUGCUCGAAACUGAACAGCCACAAUCAAAAUGGUCCUCUUUUGCAAGUGGUGCCAAUUUCAUGAAACCUCUUCGCCUUUUCCUUUUGCCCAGUGAUGUAGUCAACAGAGGAAAUCCCCAGAGACAAAAGAGGGAUCGUUUUGCCGUCUUGGUUAUGGUCAUUGUCGAUUGUAUCAUGUCAUCGCUUGCUAUUUCCUUGGGAGAAUUGUAUAUUUUAUAUGGAAUCUACUCCUUUGGUUGGAAUCAAAGGGACAUCGGCCAUUUGUUGGCUAUCACUUGCUCAUCGAGAGCAUUUGUUCUUCUCAUAUUGUCUCCUAUUAUUAAUCAUCGUAUCCUUCAGAAAUUCUUCGGUUUUAGGGUGUUGAAGAAACAAUUGGAUAUGAUCGACUACUCCAUGGCCCUGUUGGGAUUGUUUGUUGAUGCCAUUUUGUUGAUGCUGCUUCAUCUCAUGAGAACCACCCCGACCUUCUUCCUCAUCAUGGCAUGCAACAGUCUUGGUUCUCUUAUUAGUCCGACAUUGAAUUCAGCAAUUGUUAAGUUCUAUCCAGAGUCCAAGAUUGGGGAGUUGUUUGGUGCCAUCGCUCUAUUGAAGAACAUAUUUACUCUUUUGGGACCUGUGCUCUUCAUUUCAAUUUACAAAUACACCUUAUCUACUUGGAACAGGCCUGACGUCGUGUUUACUUUGGCAGGUGCUAUCUUGGCUGUAUGUUUCAUCUCGUUCUACAUAGUCAAGCGAGUGAUCAACUUGGAUGCAGACAGCGAAUCUGAUUUCCUUAGCAGAAGCAAUUCAGUUGUAUCAUUCUCAGAUCAGUUGAGAAGGUCCUCUUCAAAAUCGGCUGCACCAAAAACUACAUUGCCACCUAAACCAUACACAGAAUUGCAUCGGAAAAGUAGUUUUGUUCACAAGGAGAGAAACCUUAUAUCGUGA